Molecule: messenger RNA, 2679 nt
Organism: Phymastichus coffea
Lineage: Eukaryota; Metazoa; Arthropoda; Insecta; Hymenoptera; Eulophidae
Gene: jef
Product: major facilitator superfamily domain-containing protein 6
Exons: 9
Coding region: 546-2333 (595 amino acids)
Cellular component (GO): membrane
Source: RefSeq, a predicted model, not a curated record
UACAUGCCUCAUCUGUACACGUUAUCUUAUUACACGGUUGGAAAAUUAUAGAUAGACUUAUUCUAUGGAUUGGAUAUUUCUCAGAAGAAGCUUUAGAGAGUGGCAAUAGAAACAUUGAAAGAUUUAGAGAAAAACUUAAAAAAAAAUGCUCUAGAUGGCGAAAAGGUAAAGUUAUUUUAUUAGCAUCAUUAUCAUGUUGGAUAAUAUUCACCUUACCUUUGGGAUUCAUCCAACCACCUGCGACUUCAUGCUUGAUUUAUAAAAAUCAUUCUAGCUAUCUAUACGUACCUGACUCAGAUCAGAAAAUUGUAAAAAGGUCAACGGGUUCAGACAAAAAAUUGACUACAUUUCAAAAUCUUUAUCAUUCUGUAGAUUUAAGUGAUUCAAAAAAGUUCCAGAAUUCACAUUCAGUUAACAUUUUAAAUUUUCAAUUGCCACAUGUAGAUAGACAUAGUGAUCGUAUUCUGGAUUACAGUACUUGGAGAAGAAAAAAGGGAAUCGACGGUGAAGAGAAAACUUAUAAUCAAACUAAAAAUUCUAAAGAUAUGCGAAUCGAAUUUGAAACAUUUUUGGAACAUAAUAGACCAAAUAAUAUUCUCCAAUAUAACAGAUUACUGAAGAAUAAAGACUCUGGUACAAAUGCCGAUGUUAAAUCUUUUAAUAAAGAACAAGAUUGGAAUGAAAUCAGAACAAAAUCAAUAGCUGCAAAAGUUACGAUUAAGCGAGAAAUAUCACCAAUUAGUCCGGAAAAUUUAGAAAAUGUAGACCUGCAAUAUGAAUACAUCGACGAAAAUAAGAAAUUUGACAAUGUACAUGUCAUGCAUCGUUCUUUAGAAAAUACAGAUUAUACUAUACAAACGGUAUGGAAUCCUUUCACGCGAGUAUCAAGAAGCGCAAAAUUACAGUCACAUCAAGGAUUAAAUCCUAUUUCAGUUAAUAAAGCUGUCAAUUACAAAGAAACCGAUCAUAGAAGUUGGGUUAAACCAGCAUUUAGUUCAAUAGUAUAUAAAUUACCUGAUAUACAGAAAACAUUUUUCCUUCUAUUGCUACUUGUUAUUGUUGGCGAGUUCUUUGCUGCUCCUGCCAUUACAUUAGCAGAUUCUGCUGUGAUUACCCUUCUUGGCGAAGAUGCAGACAGAUAUGGUCAUCAGAGAAUGUUUGGAAGUCUAGGAUGGGGUCUAGCCAUGUUUUUUGUUGGAAUAGCAUUAGAUCACAGUACUGCAUUUCCAGAUCAUCCUUGUGGCCCUGAUCCGAAAGAAAAAAAUUAUACUAUUUGUUUUGCAAUAUUUAGUGUUUUGAUGGGGGCUGCCCUAAUUACGGCAACUCAAAUUAAUUUUAAAUAUGAUCCGAUUGUCUUGGAACCAGAAGUAAAGAAAGUUUCGACAGAAUUAACAAAAGAAGAACAGUUACAAAAUCAAUUAUCUCAACAAUUGAAUCUUCCAAGUUUACAAAAUUCAUUAGUAGAUACUACGAGUUCUAAGCCGCAAUCUCUAGAAGGAAAAACAAAAAUUUUUGCACAAACAACUCGUGAGAUUCCAGAAUGGAUUACAGUAAUGAAACAAUUCAAAGAUUUGAAAUGUGCUUCAUUUCUAUUUGUCGCUUGGUUUAUGGGAUUUGGCAUAGGACUUAUAUUUACAUUCUUAUUUUGGCAUCUUCAAGAUUAUGGAGGAACACCUACGCUAUUUGGCGUAGCAUCAGUCAUAAAUCAUAUUUCUGAAAUAUUUGCUUACUUCUUCAGUUUCAAACUUAUUCGUCAAAUGGGACAUGUUAAGGUAUUAUGUCUUGGGUUGGGAGGUAAUGUUUUACGGUUUCUUUAUAUAUCUUGGUUAAAAAAUCCAUGGUGGGUUUUACCAUUCGAAUUCAUGCAAGGCAUCACACAUGCUGCCGUAUGGGCUGCGUGUUGUAGUUAUAUUGCUCACAAUACUCCAAUGCCAUUACGACCAAGCGCACAGGGAGUACUGCAAGGAUUGCACCAUGGACUAGGUCGUGGAUGCGGUGCUGUUAUCGGGGGAUUAUUCGUAGCCUUGUAUGGUACCACAUUAACAUUUCGUAUUUAUGGAUUAAUUUGUUUGAUAGUAUUAGCAGCAUUUAUAUUUAUAAAUUUUUAUCGAAAAGAUACUGGAUUUGUGUCAGAUUUGCCACAAGCAGAAGAUCCACAUCAAGUUGCAGAAGUAACUCACUUAGCUCCGCAUGGCGUACCAAGUAAUGCCAUGCCCAGAGCACUAAGUUCAAACAGACUUCAAGAAUUAGCAAAUCAAGAAUAUAGUUAUGGUGCUACAUAUCAAGCAUCUAGUAGUAACUUAAAUGUUCCUGGUCAAGAAAGAGGUGAAUGAUAUAUAUAUAUAUAUAUAUAUAUAUAUAUAUAUAUAUAUAUAUAUAUAGUGUGGUUGUGUGUGUCUUAGUGUGGGUUUUUACGGAGAUUGUAGGGUAAGAGCAAUAUAGAUAGCAACCUGGUAGCUCGUACAGAACCUUCAAGGCUAUGCCAAUGUAAGUACCGAUAGUCUACGCUGUGACUAUCGAAAGGUUUUUAUGUAUAAUUUUGAGCAUUAUUCUAAUGUUCAUUACUGUGGUACCUAAAAAUUAUAAAUUAUGUUACAGUAGUACAAUAACUUGUAAUUAUCAUUUUAUAUUAUAUAUUAUUACUUAAAUAAUAAAUAUUUGAUUUACUAACAAUAAAUU